UCACACGGCGUGAUAGUCUCGAGCGGCUGCGGCACAUUUGGGUAACAAUUGGAGGCCACUUCUUUCACUAAUAUCAAGCAACUAAAUAAACCUUUCUAGCAACAAUGGCACUCCCCAGAGUUUUCUUCGACAUCUCAAUGGAUGGCAACUCUACCGGUAGAAUUGUUAUGGAGCUGAGGGCCGACGUUGUCCCCAAGACUGCUGAGAAUUUCCGAGCCCUCUGCACCGGUGAGAAGGGCUUUGGCUACAAGGGCUCCUCCUUCCAUCGUGUCAUCCCCCAGUUCAUGUGCCAGGGUGGUGACUUCACCAACCACAACGGAACUGGUGGCAAGUCCAUCUAUGGCACCAAGUUCGAGGAUGAGAACUUCAGCCUGAAGCACGGAGGAAUGGGCACUCUGUCCAUGGCCAACGCCGGACCCAACACCAACGGUUCCCAGUUCUUCAUUUGCACUGCUGAUACCAAUUGGCUGGAUGGCAAGCACGUCGUCUUCGGUAAGGUGGUCGAGGGCCUCGACGUCGUCAAGAAGAUGGAGGGCAAGGGGAGCUCAAGUGGAAAGACCAGCGCCAAGAUCUGCAUCGCCGACUGUGGCCAGCUUUGAGUGGCGUCUACUCCGUUUCAACCCUCCAAUCGCCCUGACAGCCCUAGCCUUUCCCUCCUUCCCCCUUCACCCAGAUCCCUGUUUACUGGCAUUCCGGUUCAUGUACAUUUUAUUUUUUUUGUCUGUUUUGUUUUCUAAAGAGCUACCACCUACUCCCUUAUAAUGAAAACACUUGUUCCAUGUUUGAUUUGUGCCUGGCCAUGUUUUUGUGCAUUAGGAAUGUCUCUUCAGGACCACAAUUGUCUAACAAAGAAUCAGGAUUAAACGUGGGAACAAGUUUCCUUAAAGAUCAAAUUGCCUUUGUUUAUUGGUUUUUGUGGAAACUGUUAGUGUCAAAUCUUUGUACAAUGGUUAGAUAUCUUUUUGAGCUGUCUUGUGUAAACCAUAGAAUUCUGUAGCUUCCCAUAGAAACAGAAUUUGAAAUAAAUGCAACCUUGGAACAUC
Engraulis encrasicolus (European anchovy) is the source of this 1043-nucleotide messenger RNA. It is a transcript of the gene ppiab, whose product is annotated as peptidylprolyl isomerase Ab (cyclophilin A). Gene Ontology annotation, cellular component: intracellular membrane-bounded organelle. Gene Ontology annotation, molecular function: peptidyl-prolyl cis-trans isomerase activity. The transcript has 5 exons. The record is from RefSeq and is a predicted model, not a curated record. Gene Ontology annotation, biological process: protein folding; protein peptidyl-prolyl isomerization; response to hypoxia. NCBI's taxonomy places the organism in Eukaryota, Metazoa, Chordata, Actinopteri, Clupeiformes, Engraulidae. The coding region runs from base 105 to 599 and encodes 164 amino acids.